UUCUUGACUCUAGGUGGUAAAGCAAACAUAGUAUUUAGUUUUCAGCUUAAAUGGUGAUUUGAGAGUGGGCCAUACACAACCUAUCCAUUUAAGCCCAAGCCCAUAUCCCCCAAGAGUGGGCUAUCACAAAGAGUCUUGGAGGGCCUGAUGUUCACACGUAUUCUGGCCCCUGAGCGCACGAUAGACAAAACGUUACAGUUACCGCAUCGGGAAAACAGUGAACGAAGAAUACAAGAAGCCGGGAAAAGCAGUAGUCUUGGAGAGCAAAGUGGAUUCCGAACUCCUACAUCUAUAAGAAACAGAGCUCAUGAAGUGGCGCAGGAUAUGAAGAAUGUCACUUCUACUUCAACCUUUGCUGAUGGGCACAAAGCGCAGACGGUCUUGUAUUAGUGAUGAGAAUGAGGAAAGUCUCUCAGUUCCACCAGGUUUUGUGUCUCUUACAUCCUUCGUACUGAAGAGAGUAGAAAAAAGUGAAGAAAUAAAUAAUUCCAUGUCCUUCAUGAGUGCAUCUAAACAAGAGCCAAUCAAGAUGGACACCAUGUCAGACAUGAUUGAUAUUGCGGAUUUGAAGACAUCUCUUAAACAAAGACCAUGGAUACUUUCUUAAAAAUGAAUGCAAUUUUAUAUGUUCACAAUAUUAUUUAGGGACAAACCGAGAGGGAGUUGAAUGCUGAUGGUUUGGUUUUGCUGUGACAGAGUGAUUGCGUCAAUAUGUUUUAUAGGGUGGCGUUGAGUAUAUCUUACCUCUGGAUGAUUUGUGUUAAGAAUACGGAGUUGAAGGAUCAAAAAUGGAAUCUCUUUUUUUUUUUUUUUUGGUUGAAAAUGCUAGUUAUGGUGGUACUUUGUUUCUUUUGCAGGAUCUCCCUAAAACUUGCCUUCCAAAAGGAGUUAUUCGAGGAUGGCCAGAUUGUAAUGACUGUCUAAAGUAUUUUGAACAGGUAACAGCAAGGUGGCGUCCUGAAGAGGCAGGCAGGAGUAUCAUUGAGGAGGCUCCUGUUUUCUAUCCCACAGAGGAGGAAUUUGAAGACAGUGCUGAGUAUAUUCCGAGCAUACGCCCUAAAGCAGAAGCGUAUGGAAUUUGUCGUCUUGUUCUUCCUCCGUCAUGGCAACCUCCCUGCCUAAUAAAGGAAAAGAACAUAUGCGAAGAUUCUACGUUUGUCACUCAUAUUCGGCGGAUAGAUGGGCUUCAAAAUCAGUAUUCACAGAGUAAAAUUGCUAGGUUUCAUGGAAAUAUGAAGGGUAAGAGGAGGAGUUUGAGGAUAAGUUCAAAGAAUGGCUAUAGUGGUGAAGAUACCACAAACCCCUAUGAUGUUGAAAGCUUUGAGCCUGAUCAGUGAUCAUGGUCCAGAAUUUACUCUUGAAACUUUAAGGAUUGAUUGCUGUUGGGAUUUUUUUUCACUGUAUUGGGUUGCUUCUAUUCAUGGUGGCCACAAGAUAACAGUCCAGCUGGUAUUUUCACUGUAUUGAGUUUUGUGGCUGGUUGUUAAUUUGUGUUUGUGGGCGAUGGAAGUUAAUUGUAGCAUGUCUUCGAGAGUAGAAAAAAUAAAGUUAUAUGUGGGCGAUGGAUUUUUCUUGAUUUGGUGUUUGUGCAUUUUUUGUGGAAGUCAAGUAGUUGCUGGUUUUCUUUAUCCUUGAA
Molecule: messenger RNA, 1636 nt
Organism: Juglans microcarpa x Juglans regia
Lineage: Eukaryota; Viridiplantae; Streptophyta; Magnoliopsida; Fagales; Juglandaceae
Product: putative lysine-specific demethylase JMJ16
Exons: 4
Coding region: 789-1337 (182 amino acids)
Biological process (GO): chromatin remodeling
Cellular component (GO): nucleus
Molecular function (GO): histone H3K4me/H3K4me2/H3K4me3 demethylase activity
Source: RefSeq, a predicted model, not a curated record